Messenger RNA from Mauremys reevesii (Reeves's turtle), 3399 nucleotides. RefSeq names its product kelch domain containing 7A (gene KLHDC7A). NCBI's taxonomy places the organism in Eukaryota, Metazoa, Chordata, Testudines, Geoemydidae. Bases 1 to 2625 code for a protein of 874 amino acids. The transcript has a single exon. Gene Ontology annotation, molecular function: protein binding. The record is from RefSeq and is a predicted model, not a curated record.
AUGACCAACGGGGCUCGAGUCAGCCGGGACUGGCUGCCAGACAUGCAGCUCGCUGGGAAGCUGGCACUUUCCGCAGCGGCUCUGCUCCUACUGACUCUGGCUUAUAGAUUCUAUAAGUCCCGACCAGCCAGCAGUGGGAUCAGAAAUGCUGAGCGUGUGACGGAGCAGAGAGAAAAGGCUGGAUCCGGAAGGGGAGGCGCAGAAGAAACACCACGGGGACUCAGGUGCAGGCAAGUCAACAGCAAUGGGGUGAGGCCAAGCACCAGCAAAGGGAAUCAAAGUGCGCACCUGGGUGGGACGGUGGCGGCGGGACCGCGGGGCCCACAAAGCACACCGCCCAGGGAAGAUCAAAGGCUGCCAAAGGGGGAGGAGGAGGAGAAAGAGAAGGGAAAAAAGGCUUGUCAGCUGGUCGCCGAAUCACAGCCAGACAAAAAGCAGCCUGUUUCUGAGGGACAGGGGCAGAGUCCAGGUGUGGUCCCGAACGUGGCGACAGCAGACGGUGCAGAGCAGGAGGCGCCGGUGGCGGGAACAGAAGCCGGGGGUAAGCGUAACGUUUGCAGUCUGGCACGCAAACCGGACAGCUCGGUCGAUGACAGCAGGGGGGCCAGCUGGGACGUAGCCUCGCAGCAAUCUGGGUGUAGCGUCAGCCUCAGGCACAAUCCUUGCAGCACCCAAGCAGGAAAUGCUGCUGAGCUCACAGUAGCUGAUAGAUCCACCCCGGACACUGAGGAGGAGGAAGCGGGAGACAUGAGUGAGAGUUUGGCCUGGAACCAGGAAGCCUCGGCUGGCCAGGAGAGGAUUCAGACCCUCAAUGCUACAUCGGACAUGGGCUUAGCCAUCAACCAAAGCGAUCAGAGGUCUGAUGCCUCCUACACUUUCUCCUCCGUUGCAAAGAUACAGGUGGAGGAAAACUAUAUUAAAGAGUCCACAUCCUCCAUUACUAGCCUGCGAGGCAAGGUCUAUGACUACUACGUCCAGUCCACCUCGCAGUCUGUGUCGAAGGAGCGGCCCCGCUCGUACACCGACUCACUCUACGACCCAGACAAAAUCCACGAAGAGCUAAGUGAACGUGAGACUUGGGGCGUAGACUGGCGCAGCCAAGAACCAGCCGGUGAGUCGGCAGUGGGAGAUGAAGACCGAGCUUCACUAACAGCAAACAUCCCACCCCUCUCUCCCAGUCUCCUGCCUUUCAGACAUCCCGCAGAGAGCGUGGAGCCUGCAGACUGUGGUGGUGCGUCUGAUCCGGCCAGCUCCUUCUCGCCCGCCCACAAGACAGCUGAACCGGAACGCAGGUUUGGCAGGAAAGAGAGUUUCCAUCAAAUUGCAGAUAACCCCGAACUUCAGGUGCAGAUGGAAGGGUUCGGGGCUUUGACGCCAGCUGGCAGAAGAUCUGACUCAAGCACUCCCCCCGCCAGUCCCCUCCACUCCAGCUCCAUCGUUUCCCUGGUGGAAUCAUUUCACAGCCUCCAGCCUCAUGCAGGCAACGAACCCAGAGUCGAACUUGUUGCUGGUGCCAACUUCUUCAAAGUCCCAUUAAGCUUGCAGCCGGAUGUGGACAUCCACCUGGAUCUGGGGAACUGCUAUGAUGUCCUGUGCAUGGCCAAGAAGCAGAAACUGGACAGUCUCCAGGAGGCAGCGUAUAAGGUCAUGAGCGACAAUUACCUCCAGGUCCUGAAGAACCCGUCUAUCUUCGGGCGCCUCAAUGCCAGGGAGAGGGAGCUGAUCCUCCUGAGGAGGAUGAAGGGCAGGAAGUACGUCACCGUGGCAGACGUCAGCACGCAGGAGCAGAGCUUGCACACCAGCAGGCUCUGUUACUACGAUAACGAAGGCGACGUCUGGCAUCCCCUCUCCUAUAUGCCGGUGGAGGCGGUUUCUAGGGGCUGCGCCGUCUGCAGCAUGUUCAAUUACCUCUUUGUGGUGGCUGGCUGCGAAGGGCUGGGCCAGCGCCAGAAGCCUUCCAACAGGGUUUUCUGCUACAACCCCCUGACCAGUAUUUGGCAGGAGAUCUGCCCACUGAACCAAGCCAGGCCUCACUGCAAGCUUGUCGCCUUGGAUGGCUACCUGUAUGCGAUCGGGGGAGAGUGCCUCUAUACUGUGGAAAAGUAUGACCCCCGCCAGGACCGGUGGACCUUCGCCGCGCCGCUGCCCAAUGACACCUUCGCCGUCGCCCACACCGCGACGGCGUGCGACGGGGAGAUUUACGUGACCGGGGGCACGCUGCGCUACAUGUUGCUCCGGUACGUCAGCCGGUCGGACAGCUGGAAGGUCAGCAUCACCAGCGGGAGCAAGGACCGGACCACCGAAAUGGUCACCGCCGGUGGCUUCAUCUACCGCUUUGACCUCAACCGCAGCAUGGGCAUCAGCGUCUACCGCUGCAGCCCGAAAGCCAAGCUGUGGUACGAGUGUGCCACCAAACGCAUGCCCUUCCCACCCUGCUUCCAGUGUGCCGUGGUGGAGAACCUGGUCUAUUGCAUCAGCCGCCAGUUCAACAUCAGGUUCCUGGCGGACCAUGUCUCGCCACGCUUCGGAGUCAAGGAGUUACAGCUUUUCCCUUCCCCCCGAGGGACCCUCCUCCCCGUCGUCCUGGCACUGCCAGACAGAGGCACGGUGCAAACAAGGGUCUGAUGGGAAGCUAAAAAAACCCCUGAUUCUUCUCUUUUCUUUUGUCCUGGGCUCAACGGCCAAAGGCAGCUCCCAGAGCCUGAGCCACAGAACUCAGCACCUGGUCAAAUCCAGACUUCCCUGAAGUCCAGGGAUAUUCACUUCCACGGUUCUAAUUCAGCCCAUUAUAGAGAUGAUCCAACUGUGGCAUUAGGAUCUAGACUUGGGGGGAGGGCUUCUAUCCUUGGUUCAAGCCCUUCUCUAACUAAAAGGCAGGAGGAACAAAACUGGCUAACUGUAUAUUUCCAUUGCUGGCAAACGCCUCCCACUAGCAGUUCCAGUUCAGCGGCCACAGAAAAUGCAAACAGCGGGUUGGGUGGGUGCAUUUUUUGGGGGGCAUAUUUAAAUGCCUGUAAACGUUGGUGCAAAUUAAAUGCAAGCCUCAGGCUCCUGGGAAGUUGCCAAAGUGGCCGUGGGUGGAGCAAAGUUUGGGACACCGCUGUAAAGUAAUUUCCCACUGUGCCUGGUGCAAUGCAUCGCUACGUCUUACAGGCAAGGGGUGUUUCUUAGGUACCAGAAAGACAGCUGCAAGGGGACGCUCCCUGGUGGUUUUUCGAGUGUGCGGGUGGAGAUGGGGAAUCUGAAAGGGACAGCAUCCAGACUGUAUCCUUUGCUCCAGUACCAUGCCAAGGACUUCAGCUGCCUGGGAGGGUGGAACUGAGGCAGGGUCUGGCCAUUGGCAUCAUCACCUAAAGCAAGCAGCUGAGCUGUGACCCCCAAGCCCCCGUGUGGGCAGCC